This is a messenger RNA of Hypoxylon trugodes, 1731 nucleotides long. RefSeq names its product cyclin-domain-containing protein. The transcript is spliced from 2 exons. Gene Ontology annotation, molecular function: cyclin-dependent protein serine/threonine kinase regulator activity; protein kinase binding. The record is from RefSeq and is a predicted model, not a curated record. NCBI's taxonomy places the organism in Eukaryota, Fungi, Ascomycota, Sordariomycetes, Xylariales, Hypoxylaceae. Gene Ontology annotation, biological process: regulation of cyclin-dependent protein serine/threonine kinase activity. Gene Ontology annotation, cellular component: nucleus; cyclin-dependent protein kinase holoenzyme complex. Bases 156 to 1637 code for a protein of 493 amino acids.
GCAAUCCGCUGAAACAAUAGACCGAUUUGCUAACAUUAGAUUCCCGAUCUUUCUUAGUUCCUCUUGAUAAUUCCUCUAUCACUACCGCGAUAUCACCCUUCGCAUAUUAAUCAAUCAACUAAAUCUAUCAUACACCACCCUCCCAAACAUAUGCAAUGGCAGCCGUCAUCGGAGACUUUGUCACAGAUCAUACGCGGUUACAUAACAUGAUAGCAGCCUCUGGUCUGCCACACGAACAUUCGCGGCCUCGCGAAUCCUCAUUCCGUUCCGACUCAAGGAACCGACCGCGCGAGGCGCCGUCCCAGACAGUAUACACUCCCAAUACUCCUACAACGUCAUACCGUACUUCGGCGCCGAGUGCGACGCCUUCCAAGCGGCCUUGGGAAUCUACCGAGACGGAAGUUGACCAGAAACAUUUCUCAUCGACAGGCGGUGCCUCGCGAUUUCCUACGCCACCUGAUUCUUCGUCGCCUAACCCCACUUCUGCCCGCGUAAGAGCACAGAAUGCAAGGAGUCCGUCGCAAGAAUUUAUGGCAUCAGAGACCCAAACCACUGCUACAGCAGUACCUAAUAGCUCUACCCCUACACCUACUCAGCAACAACCCUCACCCGACUCCGAUGCAUACAAGUCGCCCGCUCCUCGAGCCCACGCCGAUAGCACCCCCGCUCCUCAGCAGGGCCACACAGUCUAUGUACGCGACCUCGCACAUAUCCAGAGCCUCGCUCGCGCCGAUUUAAUGAACGGGGGAAAUGGGCCUGGUAUACUAAACGAUCCGCCGCUUCAGGCGAUGAAAUAUGAGAUUAGCCAAAUGCCAAUAGGCGACAUUAUCGAAAUGGUUGCUGCUCUUCUGACCAAGAUCACCACAACCAACGACCUCCAACAUGAUGCUCUACACAGGAAUGCGACACAUCAGCAAACAGCCGCUACUCAUAACAGCGAGGGUACUUCUAUGAGUCCCCUUAGCAGCUCUGUUCUUGCAUUUCAUGGCAAAAAUGUUCCUGCGAUUACAAUCUUGAGCUACUUAAGCAGGAUCCACAAGUACUGCCCGACUACCUACGAAGUCUUCCUAAGUCUUCUAGUCUACUUUGACCGAAUGACAGAGCGAGUUAACAAUAUGGUGAUGGAUGCUGAGGCGGCGCGAAGGCAGUCGCAGGCUCAACAUUCCAGAGGCCCUGUGCCUGAAAUACAACCCAACCAGACGACCGACAGUGAAAUGCGGGAUGAGGAUUGCGAUAGUGACCAGACCGAGUCAGACAUUGUUGACACCGACCCCGAGGAAAAGGGAAAGAGAACCACGCGAGAAAAGAAAGCUAGAGAACCACCAUUAUCCCCUCCCGUCGCACCGGCUACGUAUUUUGUCGUCGACAGUUUCAACAUACAUCGUUUAAUAAUUGCAGGUGUUACCUGCGCCAGUAAAUUCUUCUCGGAUGUGUUUUACACCAAUUCGAGAUAUGCUAAGGUUGGUGGUCUCCCAUUAGCUGAGCUCAACCAUCUCGAGCUGCAGUUCCUCCUGUUGAACGACUUCCGACUUGCUGUACCGGUCGAAGAUUUAGAAGCAUAUGCUACGAUGCUAGUUGAAUUCUAUGCAAGAGAGGUGGUGGCACAACGUUCAAGGCCCGUGAGUGGGUCUGAAUGAGUGCAAAUUAAUAUGUUUGGAAUAUGAAGCUGUAGGGGAAUAUUUUAGGGAGGCAUACCUGCUUGGACUACACACACCGUACCUAUCAACAACC